Molecule: messenger RNA, 1443 nt
Organism: Elgaria multicarinata webbii
Lineage: Eukaryota; Metazoa; Chordata; Lepidosauria; Squamata; Anguidae
Gene: C10H2orf81
Product: chromosome 10 C2orf81 homolog
Exons: 3
Coding region: 1-1443 (480 amino acids)
Source: RefSeq, a predicted model, not a curated record
AUGACAUCCCGAGACCGCGUGGCUCUAGCCAAGUCCCGGGCAGAGAGGUCCCGCCCUCCCACAGUGCCCAUUCCCCAGGUCGAAAUCGUCCCGGGGCGCUUGUCAGAAGGAGACUGGCUCUCUCUGCUCUCCUUUGAGGAGGCGGAAGAUAUUGUGGGGGACAUCCUGGCCGGGCUGAUGGAUCAGGGCUUGGAAGAAUGCUUCAAGGUCUAUCUGACCCGUCAGUGCAUCCCCUUCGUCAUCAGCCAGGCACGGGAGGCCAUGCUGCAGCUCAUUGAGUGGCGCUUCCUGGUACGGGACGAAGGCGAGAGUGACGUGCCGGCAGAUCCCACCUGGCAGGAGGAUGAGGAGCCGGCGGCCUGCAUCACAGACUCCUGGGCCCAGGGUUCUGUGCCUGUGUUGCAAGCCCUGCCGAGUCCGGAGGAGGGAGAGGUUCCUUUAGCUGAACCCCCAGAGGAAGCUCUGGCUGAAGAGGAGGUGCCUGGCCAGGUGGAUCCCGCUCAGGUGCCCCUGGGAUCCCUUCGGUGGGAGGGGGAGCAGUUGCCCCCGCCGUCCCUGCAGAAGGUCAAGCCCGUGAAGUCGCACAGCAGUAGGGUGCUGUCCAAGCCCGGAGUUGAGCCCCAGCCUCCAGCCGCCGCUCCCACAACACCUGCGAAGUACGGGCUUUCCUUCCAGCCCUACUCUGGGCCUCUGCACUCCGCCAGGUUUGACUCCAUCGUGAAGCCCCUGCCUGGUUCUGAGAAGGCGCUGCUUUUGCAAGAGCUGUCCCAGAUCCCCGCGGAGGACAGUAGCGUGCUGUGUAGCUCCCAUCCGCUGCUGCCCCCGUCCUGCAGCAACCUUCUGCGCAUCCAAAUGGGGCGGCCGCCCAACAUCAAGGACGUGUUCUACGACAAGUCCGGCAACGUCACGCUCGUCCCUCGCCUGGACCCGGCGCGUUUGCCCAAGCGGUGGAUCAAGCCGACCGUGGAGGUCGUGGACCCGGACGUGGAGUCCCAGCGGCAAGAGGCUCUGAAGUCUGUCUCGGGCCGCUGCAGGCAGCGGCGCCAUCCCAAGCUCCGAGCGGCCGGAGCAGGCGCGGUGGAGCUGGGCAGCAGCGUCCAGCCGCAGGGGGUGCUGUGGGAUGGGCCAGCUACGGUCUCGGGGAAGAGCCUUCCUGCGCAGGCGGCUUGGGCCCCCCCUCCGCCAGGGAGCAUCCUCGAGCCCACCAGCCUGGUCUUUGUCAAGCCCACCCUGCUGGUAGAGAAGGUCGAGCUGGCCCCAGGGGUGACCAUCAGGCCCGGAGGCAGCACCAGCCGGCACCUCCCGCUUGCUGCAUAUCGCGAGGAGGUCGAGAAGGUGCGGGGGGAGCUCCGCCCCAUCUGCCCGCAGCUCCCGUGCCCCGCAGCUGCUGUGGACCAGCUCAUCCCAGGGCCGCGCCCCCUGCUGCCACGGACCGGGAGGUGA